UUAUUUUCUGGAAAUGAGUUGCAAGAAAAAAAAAAUGAAAAGCCCAAGAAGCGAGGCCCACGACGGAAACAUGGAGAGAUGGCGGAAGAAGAAAGAAGCAGUUGUUAACGACGACGAAGUCCGAUCUACGAGAAAGGAAAGGUGACGAUGGAUUCACAGAACGUGAAACAGUCUUUCCUCUACCUCACCUUCCUCCUCGCACUUCUUCACCUCACGCAUCGCAACCUCUUCCUCCGCAACGAAACGGUGCGCAUCAAGAAGAUCUCCGACCUUCCCCUACGCUUCCGUUCCGACGGUACCUUCAAGAUCCUCAGGUACUUCUCUCUCUCUCUCUCUCUCUCUCUCUCUGCACCAAAAUUAUGGAGUUAAUUCAACAGUUGAAAAUUCUCGGUGUCCACGUGGCAGGUGGCUGAUAUGCACUAUGGCACCGGAACCAUGACUCGCUGCAGGGACGUGUUGGCCUCUGAGUUCGAGUUUUGCUCCGAUCUUAACACAACUCGCUUUUUGAAGCGCAUCAUUCAGGCCGAGAAUCCUCAUUUCAUUGCUUUUACCGAUAAUAUAUUCGGAUCAAGUACAUCUGAUGCAGCAGAAUCUCUGUUUAAAGCCUUUGGUCCUGCUAUGGAUUCAGGACUUCCUUGGGCAGCAGUUUUGGGAAACCAUGACCAAGAAUCAACUAUGAAUCGUGAAGAGUUAAUGUCUUUAAUAUCCCUUAUGGAUUAUUCAGUGUCACAAGUCAACCCAUUAAAUGAUGAUCUCACUAAUCCUACUAAAGGUGGUGUGAUGACUAACAUUGAUGGCUUUGGGAAUUAUAACCUACGAGUGUAUGGUGCUCCAGGGUCCAUGCUGGCAAACAGCACUGUUUUGAAUCUUUUCUUUCUUGAUAGUGGAGACAGGGCUGUUUAUCAGGGAAUUCGAACUUAUGGAUGGAUCAAGGAUUCUCAACUUAAUUGGCUUCGUCGUGUUUCUCAAGAAUUACAGGGACAAAAGCAGGAUCUUCUUCAUCCCACCGAUGCUACUUCCACUACUAAACCACCAUCCCUAGCAUUUUUCCACAUCCCAGUCCCAGAAGUUCCACAGCUGUUCCACAAAGAGAUCGUAGGCCAGUUUCAAGAGGCCGUGGCAUGUUCGCGGGUGAAUUCAGGGGUGUUGCAGACCCUUGUCUCCAUGGGAGAUGUGAAGGCUGUGUUCAUAGGGCACGACCACACCAAUGACUUUUGUGGAAACUUGGAUGGCAUAUGGUUCUGCUAUGGUGGUGGCUUUGGAUACCAUGGCUAUGGGAAGGUUGGGUGGCCAAGAAGAGCGAGGAUCAUACUUGCUGAACUUGAGAAGGGACAUAAAUCGUGGAUGGGCGUGCAGAGAAUAAUGACUUGGAAACGACUUGAUGAUGAGAAGCUGACCAAGAUUGAUGAACAAAUCCUGUGGCAGUCUAGAUGACCACGAUGCUAUUGUUCCACUGUUGCACUUAUGGUUAAUGUCAUGUGAAGCACUCAUUGAUUUGCCAGUGUCCGUCAGAGACUGUAAAUUGUAUCAUUCCAAGAAAUUGGAAACUAUAUAUCUUACUUGAUUUAACGGGUGAUUGGUUGAAAAGGUACAAGCUUGAUUUUCUUUAAAUAAAGUCUCAUGUUGAUCUUUAUUUAUGGAAAAAAUUCCUGUCGGAAGAGUUAGUUC
Molecule: messenger RNA, 1668 nt
Organism: Cajanus cajan (pigeon pea)
Lineage: Eukaryota; Viridiplantae; Streptophyta; Magnoliopsida; Fabales; Fabaceae
Source: RefSeq, a predicted model, not a curated record